UAAAAGAAACAAGCUCUCUUGCUUCCAUGUAGUUAAUUUUUUGACAUUGAAUCUCCAUUCCAAAACCAGAAUACAAGUAAACAGGUUACAAUGGCAACAUCUCCCAAGGCUAUCUUCUUCCUUGCCUCGGCCCUUUGCUUCUUAUCCCUCCUCGGUAUUGUUGAUGCCCAAGCUCCUGAACAAUUCUUCGUGGAGGGGAAGGUUUACUGUGACAACUGCCGCGCCCAGUUCGUAACCAAGAUCAGCAAGUACAUGGCAGGUGCAAAGGUGCGAUUGGAGUGCAGGGACCGUGAAGGCGGGGACAUAACCUAUUCCGUCGAUGGUGAGACCGACGAAUCAGGAACCUACCGUAUUAAGGUGGAGGGAGACCACGAGGAGGAGGUCUGUGAGGUUUCACUCGUACAAUCGAGCGACCCUGAAUGUAGUGAGAUCGACAAGGAAAAUUUCCUUAGGAAGAGUGCUCGGAUUAGCCUCACCAAAUACAGUGGCAUCACCUCCGACAGCCGCCUUGCCAACCCUCUUGGCUUCAUGGUCAAGAAACGUCUGCCCGAGUGCACCGAAGUCCUCAGGGAACUAGGAAUCACCGCUGCUGGCUUCGUAUAAAGGAACCGCAUUAGUUUAUAGCAAAACAAAGUGAAAGUUCAUCCAUGUAUCGAAUAAGAAACUGAGUUUUCCCUUGGUUUUUCCCAAUCUUUUUAGGCAAUAUCCUCUAGCCUAAGGAUUACCCCAUUAGUUAUGAACCAGUACUCCUAUUUAUCAUAGUUGGUGAGUUUUUGCAACAAGAGUUCCAAAGUCUGCUGUUCCUGCUAUAUAUAUCUUGCAUGUACUGUGCUUAUUGUUCAAAACAGCUGGAUUUUUUACAUGAAAUUCAUGAGGGAUUCUA
Messenger RNA from Theobroma umbraticum, 883 nucleotides. Its product is annotated as Pollen Ole e 1 allergen and extensin family protein. The record is from RefSeq and is a predicted model, not a curated record. NCBI's taxonomy places the organism in Eukaryota, Viridiplantae, Streptophyta, Magnoliopsida, Malvales, Malvaceae.